Ochlerotatus camptorhynchus is the source of this 975-nucleotide messenger RNA. RefSeq names its product FUN14 domain-containing protein 2. Gene Ontology annotation, biological process: autophagy of mitochondrion. Gene Ontology annotation, cellular component: mitochondrial outer membrane. The record is from RefSeq and is a predicted model, not a curated record. Lineage: Eukaryota; Metazoa; Arthropoda; Insecta; Diptera; Culicidae. The transcript has 4 exons. The coding region runs from base 156 to 578 and encodes 140 amino acids.
AGCAUUACAUUUUUUUUCGGUCCUCGGUGCAGAGUGAAAACGAAAAAUUUCCAGUGGACAUUGUGGCAAUUGAUUUGGAAAAGUUAAAAUUUUGGAAGUGCAAGCGCUGCUCCGCCGCCAAGAAGCAUUCAAAAUACCCCGUUUUCGCCAGAGGUAUGAGCGAUAGGAAAAUCAAGAAAGACGAAACUAACAAGGAAAUCAUCAGUAUGAGUGAAGCUGCUGGAUAUCUGGACCGCUUUGUCGGCGAUGUCAGUAAGAAAUCUGCCACCAAACAGAUCCUUAUCGGUGCUGGAAGUGGAUGGGCAACCGGAUAUAUCACAAUGAAGGUCGGGAAAAUGGCAGCGAUUGCCGUCGGUGGCGGAAUCAUUUUGCUGCAAAUUGCCAACCAGCAGGGCUAUGUUCAAAUCGAUUGGAAUAAAAUUCACAAAAAGGUAGACAAGGUGACCGACAAAGUCGAGGAAGCCGUCACCGGUCAGGGACCGAGUUGGGCUGACAAGGUAAUCAAGAUCGCCAAAGAUAAUACCUAUCUGGCCACAGGUUUCUUCGGUGGAUUCCUGAUUGGUAUGGCUUCUUCCUAAUUUUCCACGACAUUUGCACACACCUACACAAACCGAAUCUGCAGGCCAGCCAAUUCAAGUCACUACUCGGCUGCUGCUGCUUCUAUCAGAGGCAGAAGAGUAGCGAAUAUCAAAUCUUCAAAACAAAAAAAAAAGCGACUAGAAAUGUUUAUAGACUGAACAGGAUUCUUGAAAAGUUUGAUUAACAGAAUCAAAAUUUCAACAGAAGCAAAUUACAGAGAUCUACGAGGGAGAAAAGAUAGGGAAACACAUUUUCUCAUCUCUGAAUUACCGAAUGCGAGAGUGUCGCUAUGCAAUGCAAAAUAGUUCUUAGAGAGGUACGAUUAAUUUCAGUUGAAAUUAUGUCCAAUUCCUUAUUUUCAAUAAAUCUUCUUAUCGGUGAUAAGACAAAUCUUCA